Lasiosphaeria miniovina is the source of this 1503-nucleotide messenger RNA. Its product is annotated as GPI-anchored cell wall beta-1,3-endoglucanase EglC. NCBI's taxonomy places the organism in Eukaryota, Fungi, Ascomycota, Sordariomycetes, Sordariales, Lasiosphaeriaceae. Gene Ontology annotation, cellular component: cell surface; extracellular region; fungal-type cell wall. The record is from RefSeq and is a predicted model, not a curated record. Gene Ontology annotation, biological process: cell wall organization; carbohydrate metabolic process. Gene Ontology annotation, molecular function: glucan endo-1,3-beta-D-glucosidase activity. Bases 278 to 1249 code for a protein of 323 amino acids. The transcript has 3 exons.
AUCUUCGCGUGAUAUCAACAUCUAGCCCCUACCCGGCUGACACAUGUUCCAGCAUCUUCAGACCACCACGCUCCUGUGCGCCCCUGGGGUUCUAUAAAAUGAGGAAGCCAUCCGCUCCGAGGCUGUUCCCCUCUCUCCUUUAGCAUUACAAUAUUUCACUUUGGCCUGCAACUACCUUGUAUCGCCUUCUCUUGGAAUACAGUAACGGCACUCCAUCACUCAAGAGUUCGCUUUGCUCUACUUGUUAGUUUGCGGCUUCCGCUCUGCUUCCCGCACUAUGCGCGGCUACUCGGCGCUUGUAGCUUUUGCUACCACCGUCUCCACGGCCACGGCCGUUAUCUACCAGGGCUUCAACUAUGGCUCCGAUCAAAUGGAUCAGACAAGUUUUGAGACAGCGUUCAAAGCUGCCCAGGCUCUAUCCGGCGCUCCCGGCGGCGGCUUCACGAGCGCUCGUCUCUACACCAUGAUACAAUCCGGAACACCCGACACCCCCAUAUCCGCCAUUCCAGCAGCCAUUGAAACCAAGACGUCGCUGCUUCUCGGGCUAUGGAUCAGUGCCGAUAUGACUCCAGAACUAUCGGCCCUUACUAAGGCUAUCUCUCAAUAUGGGAACGACCUCGCCAAGCUUGUUGUUGGCAUCUCGGUUGGCAGUGAGGAUCUUUAUCGCAUAACGCAAAUAGCCCACGACAACAAAGAGACGGUUGCCGGAGCCUCGCCCGACUACGUCGUCCAAUGCAUUAACCAAGUUCGUAACGCAGUCAAAGGCACCGCCCUGGCCGGCACUCCUAUUGGCCACGUCGACACCUGGAACAGCUGGGACAACAGCUCAAAUAAGAUGGUCAUAGACAAUUCCGAUUGGCUUGGCACGGAUGCAUAUCCGUACUGGGAAGCGACUUAUGAGAACACGAUUGAAAAUAGCAAGAAUCUCUUCUUCGACGCCUUGAGCAAGACUAAUGCCGCGGCCAAAGGCAAGCCUGUGUGGAUUACCGAAACGGGCUUUCCAGUCAGUGGAAAAGCUUCCAAUAAGGCCACCCCAAGCGUCGAAAAUGCUAGAAAAUACUGGAAAGACGUUGGAUGCGGACUAUUCGGUACCUACAGCACCUGGUGGUUCCAGCUAAGUGGCCUCAGCGAUCAUGGCACACUCGACUUUGGUCUUAUGAAAUCCGUCUUCAACCGCGGCGCAAUCGACAAAGCCUCCCCCCUCGCCCUCCCCCUCGUCCAGCACCGUGAGCAAGCCCAGCCCUACUAGUACCUCCACACCGAGUGCCAUCAGCAGCAGCAGCAUCAGUCCUGCGACGACUGUCUCGAGCCCCCAGUCUCUCGCCACCUCUACCACUGUCGCCGCAAUCAAGCCAUCAGACUCAGGAUCUAGUUUUGUUUGUGGCGGUGUCGGCUCUACCAGCAGCAGCGCCGCCAGCAUUCCCAGUCCCUCCAGCAUCUCCAGUACCUCCGGCACUACCAGCUCCCCGAGCCCUCCCAGUACCACCAGCGCCUCCAGCUGCA